AUGUUACUCCUCAUCCUCGUCAGCCAAGCGCUAAGACACAGACAGCGGGAAGACAGGCGCCAACGAGACGUCCUGGAGUCCACAGAAAUCCCAGCAGAGCACAUCGACCCAGCUGCCAUCGACCUCACUCCCCUGGUCAAUACCCUAAUAAAUUCAAGCCAAUCGGGCUCCCGUCAGCUCUUCUCCCUCCUCAGCGUGACGUCCUACAGCUCUCUGGCUCUCCACAAACUCACCCUGUUGGUCUACAACAUUUCCAGCAUUAGAAGUAUACAAAGCAACAUGUUGAGGAGAAGAUUCUGUUACUGUGUCACCAAUGAGACCAACGAUUUAACUGAUUUCACAGCCGUUCUGUUGGAUGUGGUUGGAAACUCAACGAGUUACCUACACGAGCUCUUUAAAUCUGCCUCCAUAUUGUCAGUGAGCCAGCGGAACAACUCGGACUGCAUCUACAUCUGUGUGAUGGCAGGUAAGACGGGUAAAGAGGUGCCGGAGCUCUGGGAGGUCGACUCCGUCUCCCCGCUCUUCAACCAGACCAUCGUCGAAGGUCGUUGGUUCAUCGGUUUCACCAACAACUGUGGACGAAACAGCUGCAACAACAGCGAAGAUCACCACUGCUCAGCCGCCGCCAACGGCUCGACAACCAGAAACCAUCACGCCACAACGUCGGAUCACAGCAGGCGGACCGGAGACAGCAAAAGCAGGGACGAGACAAACGGAGGCGGCGCAAAGAGCGACUACACAAAUGCUCCUGACACAAAGAGCGACGAAGCCAAGUGCCACAACAGCCCGGUCACAAGCUACGGAAAACCCGACAACAGCAACAGUUCCGCAACAGAGCGAGAUGUCGACGCAACCGACCACCACCCCACCAGUCACCGGCGUGUCGGUGACGACCGCUGCUGCUCCAACCACAGUAACGACUCGAUCCACUACCACAGCAACUGGGACAACCCAGGCUGUCCUUGGAGAAGGCCGGGGAUGACCGGCGAGUCGACCUCCGGCAGCACGACGACAGUCGGCGCUCACAAGCUGCAGCCCUGCGUCCUGGAGCUCUGCAAGUUCUUCUCCCAGUGCCUCUGCAGACCCUUUGACCGCAGGACACGCACGAAAAGAUACUGUGACGACAGCCACCUCUGGUACGAGAAACACACGGCCGAGGUGUGUCGGCGGGUCAGGAGAGUCUCCUUCUCCAGAAACCUGAAACAGAGAUGCCUGACAAAGAUGUGCAAUGACCUGUGACCAGAGUGGAAGCAGAGAGACGAACAAAGAGCUGUUCAUCAUCACGGGAAGUGACUGAAACUGCAAAGUACAGCUGAGUGCACUUCUGGAACAUCUGGCGAAUAUAUGGAAACAGAAUCUGGAGGUUUCCAAAUCUGGGUUUGGAAAUUGUUUGCACUGAAUUCUCUUGUACACAUCCGCCAUUUGCCAUAUUUUGACGUUCAUCUCUACAGUCUACACCGUGAUUUCAUUGAGUUUUUAGGGCCAAGAACGCUACAUGUGUGACUCCUACCAAACACUGUGCAAAAACUCUGUCGUCCUGGACUUUUUCUGAAAAUCGUAUCUAAAGCCAAGCUCUUCAAAUCAGUGUGGAAUUUGAAAAAAAAUGUAGAAACUCUGUCGUCUUCUAAAGAAACCAGUCGAGAUUUAGAUGUUUCUUGUGUCAGCUCAAUAAAAAUCUGGCUAAUUU
This is a messenger RNA of Xiphias gladius (swordfish), 1687 nucleotides long. RefSeq names its product HERV-H LTR-associating protein 1. The coding region runs from base 1 to 1239 and encodes 412 amino acids. NCBI's taxonomy places the organism in Eukaryota, Metazoa, Chordata, Actinopteri, Istiophoriformes, Xiphiidae. The record is from RefSeq and is a predicted model, not a curated record. The transcript has 12 exons.